Pseudonaja textilis is the source of this 2679-nucleotide messenger RNA. It is a transcript of the gene ASPN, whose product is annotated as asporin. The record is from RefSeq and is a predicted model, not a curated record. Gene Ontology annotation, molecular function: protein binding. Lineage: Eukaryota; Metazoa; Chordata; Lepidosauria; Squamata; Elapidae.
CAGAUAGACAAAUCUACAGAAGGAGUUUAUUCAAGUAUUACCCAGGGUGCCAGGAAGAAAAAGACAUCUGAAGUGAUUUUUAACCCCUUUAAAAAUACUUACUGUUAAUUUUAUGAACUCAAUCUUUUAUAAAUUAUCAAGGUGGAAAUAAUUUUCUUAGCUGGAGCAUUUUUAAGGGACUUGACAAAUUUGCAAGGCGUGUGUAUUCUACAAAUAUGAAGGAAUAUAUACUUCUACUUCUUGUGGCCUUAAGUUCUGCAAAGCCUUUCCAAAAGCCUUCAUAUUUCACCUUUAAAAAUAUAAUGCUCAUGGAUAUGGAAGAUCUGGAUGAUGAUGAUGAUGAUGAUGAUGAUGUUGACGAUGAUGAUAAAGAUGACAAUUCCCUUUUUCCUACCAGAGCACCCUUGAUACCAGUUGACAUAUUUCCAGUAUGUCCCUUUGGAUGUCAGUGCUAUUUAAGAGUUGUCCACUGUUCUGAUUUAGGCUUGACUUCUGUACCAAGGAAUAUUCCAUUAGAUACUCGUAUGAUAGAUCUUCAAAACAACAAAAUAAAAGAGAUCAAGGAAAAUGAUUUUAAAGGACUUUCAUCACUAUAUGCCCUUGCCUUGAACAACAACAAAAUAACAAAGAUCCAUCCUAAAGCGUUUCAGUCAACAAACAAGCUGCGGCGCCUCUACUUGUCCCAUAAUCAUUUAACUCAGAUCCCAGAAAAUCUGCCAAGAAGUUUAGCUGAGAUAAGAAUUCAUGACAACAAAGUUAAAAAGAUUCAUAAAGAUGUAUUUAAGGGAAUGAAGUCUUUACAUGUUUUAGAAAUGAGUGCAAAUCCUCUUGACAAUGAUGGGAUAGAACCUGGGGCUUUUGAAGGUUUGACAGUCUAUCAUAUAAGGAUAGCAGAAGCAAAAUUAACAUCUGUACCAAAAGGGUUACCAUCCAGUCUACUGGAACUUCACCUAGAUGACAACAAAAUCUCUGCAAUUGAACUUGAAGAUUUCAUUCGAUAUAAAAAUCUUCAGAGGUUGGGGUUGGGAAACAACAAAAUCAAGGAUGUGGAAAAUGGAAGUUUUGCUAAUAUACCAAAUAUUAGAGAAAUCCAUCUAGAAAAAAACAAACUGAAAAAAGUACCUGUUGGUCUUCAAGAACUAAAAUAUCUACAGGUUGUCUUUCUUCACUCAAAUAGUAUUUCAAGUGUGGGAGUGAAUGAUUUUUGUCCAACAGAAAGAAAGCUGAAGAAAACAUUAUAUAAUGGCAUAAGCUUAUUCAAGAAUCCUGUCAAAUACUGGGAUAUCCAACCAGCAACUUUUCGUUGUGUACUAAAUAGAAACAGUGUGCAGAUUGCAAAUUAUGGAAAAUAAAAUAGUACUGACAAAGUAUUAUUGAAGUACUAUUAUUAAAACCACCAUUACAAAACUUGAAACUGUUAAAAUCUGUAAAUUAUACUGCCCAAUUUCUUUAAAAAACUUAUACAAGAUUUAAUACAUUAAAAACACAACACGCAUUAAAUUUGUUCAAUUUAUUGCUCUAUACUUUUAAUUUGUGUAAUUUAGGAAUCUUUCUAGAAUAAAUUGUUUCUUAGCACAAAAUUGGGUUGUUUUAUUCACUGAGAUCCACAUUAGGUUCCCUUUUCUUAUAGAAGUAAAUAGUAAGUUUUAAAACAAUUUUCAGGGAUUAAAUAAUUUGUUAUGUACUGGAAAGAACUCCUGUAUAAGUAUUGAUCAUAGCUCAACAAAAGUAAACUAAACUGGCUUUAAAAAGCUUUAUAGGGCACUUUAUUAUUAAUCUGAUAAUCUUAUUCAUUAUGACACUAGACCAUAUUUAAAUAUUUAUGCUAAAAUUGAAAGAUAAACCUAAUAUCAAGCUCUUUAGCCUCAAAGGCUUUAAUAUUUAUUCAUGCGGAUGUCUUGGAAGUAUACACUAAUUUUAUAACAAAAACAUAUAUAAUCUGAAUAUUAACCAUGUAGAAAUAUUUUUAAGAGAGAAAUUAGUAUAUCCUCUGCACAAGGAGCACAAAUACACAAUCUUGUAUUUCCUGUAAGAGGUUAGUCCAGUUAGGUUAGAAUUUUAAGAUCUAAGGUUAGAAAAGUAUUUUAUUUUGUGGUAAAAUAUUUUAGGCAUAUGGGGAUCUUGAUCAUGUGCAGCUCAUAAACAGGAGACAAACAGAAAGAGAGAGAGAAGUUAUUGUAUGCAGAGAGUCAAUGACAGUCACAGACUGUUAUACCUAUAAAUAGUUCAUUUAAAUAAACUGAAAACUGCAUUAAAAUCAUUUAUUUUCCCACAAGCAGUUAUAGGUAUUCUGGCUAGCCUUCCCUUUACAUGUGAGAUAAACAGAUAAAUAGCUUUAAAGACAGAAAACAAUAACACAAAUUAAUACAGAAUAAAGAAAAUAAAGGAAGAAAAAAGCUCUUCACAUGUGUUUUCACUUGAUGUAAACAAUACACUUUCAUGACUAAUUUAAGACUUUUCAACUUCUUGUCUUUUAUGUAUUAUUAAAGCUGGAUCCAAUUCUUGUAUAUUUCUGCUUUAGUACUGUAACUUUGCUUUAGUCCAACUUGCAUGUACUGUAUACAAAAAUUAUGGUUGUUUAACUGAUGAUGGUACUGUAUGAAAAUAGCUAUCUACUUCUAUAUUUAAUGCAUUGUUCAUUUAAGUUAAGAGAAUAGAAAAACGCUCAGUUGUUUUAUU